UAUUUUGUUUUUAUUAAUCAGGACCCAAAAUGUGGAUGGAGAUCCAGCGCGGGGAGGGUCCACAGGCCCCACCGCUGAACGACGAGUCCGUAUAUGUGGGCGAUGUGUUGACGCUCAUCUUCACUCUUUCGGACAACGUCUACUGGUUUGACUCCAAUAUCCUCACGUGUUAUGCCGUCGAUGGUGGUGAGAAAAAGAGCCGUAUAGAAUGGGACACGAGUGACCACAAGGACGUUUCUGCCGCGGCUCGAGUAUUUAGUGGAGAAACCACUGUGAUUGAGAAUGGGUGUUCGGUGAAGCCCAAAAUAUUUUCGCAUUUCUUCAAAGAGAAGCAUAAUUCGCCAAAUGGAGAUAUGGUUACGUUACACUAUGCGCACUUCAAGGCUUUCAGAUUCCCAACCUCCAUGAAGAUUGUUCUUCAGUGCGAUGUCCAAGUCUGUUACAAGGCAUGCGAGGAGAUGCCGCCUUGCAGCGAGGCCUUCACUCCCCGCGUGUCGUUGGAAGAGCGCAGGCGGCGACGUCGAGCGUCCGAGGACAACGCUAAUGCCAAGACCGAAGGCGCAGUCGAGCUGGACAGAGUCAACCUCUACCGCAGCAUAGAGGUGUACAUGCCCGACGAAUCCGGCUCAGAGAGCAUCAGACUUACAGCUCCUAUCAACCAAACUCCUAAUAACUGUUACACAGCCUCUGCAUUCUUUGGAACCGUGCUAGGGUUAAUGGCCAUCAUAAUCAUCCUUAUUAUAAUGUUGAUGUUUAUUUAUUUGAAAGUGAAAAUAACCCCACCGUCUUUCUUCUCGCCAAACAAGACGAAAGGGUAAAAAAAUGUUUUUGCCUUCUCUUCUAGCUGACCAUUUGUUUAGCUGGUAGACUUGUAUUUAUAAUGCGAUUUUAAUAAAUAUAUUUUACAAUU
Penaeus monodon (black tiger shrimp) is the source of this 910-nucleotide messenger RNA. RefSeq lists its product as uncharacterized. NCBI's taxonomy places the organism in Eukaryota, Metazoa, Arthropoda, Malacostraca, Decapoda, Penaeidae. The record is from RefSeq and is a predicted model, not a curated record. The transcript has 5 exons. Bases 30 to 818 code for a protein of 262 amino acids.